This is a messenger RNA of Adineta steineri, 1911 nucleotides long. The record is from the annotation of a GenBank genome assembly. Lineage: Eukaryota; Metazoa; Rotifera; Eurotatoria; Adinetida; Adinetidae.
AUGAUUGACCUAUUACCAUCACAAGUAGUACGUGCAUUUGGUUCCGAAGGUACUUAUUCCGAUGCCGUAUCUACUGUAAAUAAAUUUAAUUCACGUCUUUUACGUGAAAGACGUAUUCGUUUACGUUUACCAUUUGUUGAUUCACAAACACAUAUUAUUCAAACACCGACACAACAUUAUUUAUGGAAACAACCAGUUCAACGUCUUGUAUGUACUCGUGAUGAUCAAGUUGCAACAUAUGAACGAAAACAAUGGCAUAAAAAAAGGCCACAUCAAUCAUCAUCAAUAAGUCAAUCUCAGUCAGUAACAAAUACGAAUGCUAUUAAUGAACAACAAUCUAGUGCAUCACCUACUAAAAAUGGGAGUGUAAAUGGAAUGGUAUCAUCUUCAACUGAAGAUGAUCCUCGUAUUGUUGUACGAGCUGGUGAUCUUGGCAUGUCAGAUACAGAUGUUCAAUCGAUUGCUACAAUUGAAAAUCCUGCAAUGGUUGGUGGUCGAUUUACAGGUGGAUCUAGUGAUGAUUCAUCUCAAUCAUCUGCACCACCAAUGACUGGUCUUCAUCAACCUCAACAACCACAUUGGCCACAACAUACAACAACUCAUAAUCAUCAUCUUCUUCAUUCAAACAAUUAUAUUCUUGAUGGUGAUGAUGAUAUAGAUGAAUUUGAUUACGAUGAUUAUGGUGGUGGUAGUGGACCAGGUACACCUGGUGGUCCAUCAUCUCCUGUAUCCUCGUUAACAACACGUUCUAAACGUGGUAGUUCUACGAAACGAAUAUCAUCACAAAUGGGUACAAGAAAAAGUACUGGUGGAAGUGUACCUGGCAGUGGAAGUACUAACAAUACACCUCCUACUGGUAAUCGUCGUCAACAAUAUACACUAGCUGAAUUACCAUUCGUCUGCGAAUUUUGUCCAGCACGAUAUAAAACAAAACCAGGAUUACAGUAUCAUUUAGCUAAACACAAAGAAGCAAAUACAGAUUAUCGACCAUCACCACCAACACCUUCAACUGCUGAUAGCUGCGGAUCAUCAUCACCAUCAGGAGCUAAUGCAUCAACAACGCUUAUGAAACAAAAAUAUAUGAGUCCACCUAUUGAUCAUCAACAGCAACAUCCAAUGUAUUCUAAUCAGUCUGCAAUGGGUAGUCCUGGCAUACAUAAUGCUCCUGUUGGUGGACAUUUACCUCCACCUAAUGGUAUUCCUGGUAUGUCAGCACCUCCUUAUCAAAUCAAUCAUCAUCAUCUACAACAACAACAACCACUACCACCAUCAUAUCAAAUGCCAUCUCAUCCACAUCAUCAAUCAAUGCCUCCAUCUGCUUCAAUGCCACUUACUGUAGCUGCUCUAUCUGGUUCAUCACCUAAUACUGGUGCACCAUAUUAUCCACAACAACAACAACAACACCCACACCCUCAAAUGAUGCAUCAACAACAUAUGAUGAUGAUGCAACAGCAGCAACAACAACAACAACAACAACAACAACAUCAGCAGCAAUUUCAACAACAGCAACAACAUCCACCUAAACAACAUGCCCCGGUUGCUGAUAUGUCAUCAGGUAUUGCAACUGGUGUUCAAUGCGAUUUUUGUGGUGGUGAUGAACAUGAAAAUAAAACGACAAAAUUACCAGAACAAAUGAUAACUUGCAAAGAUUGUGGUGGUUGUGCACAUCCAACUUGUCUUAAAUUUACUCCUAAUAUGGUUCGUCAAGUUAAAACUUAUCCAUGGCAAUGUAUGGAAUGUAAAACAUGUACAGAAUGUGGGAAUUCUGAAAAUGAUUCCGAACUUUUAUUUUGUGAUGAUUGUGAUCGUGGUUAUCAUAUGUAUUGUUGUUCUCCACCAUUAUCAAAAGCACCUGAAGGUGAUUGGCGUUGUAAAUUAUGUUGUGUUCAAUUUGGUGAACUUCAGUCUUGA